AAAAUUGAAAAUCUGCCUCUCACAAACACAAAAUCAAGACGGCCACCGUCGCCAGCGACAAAGCAAAUCAACGACACACCCUUUCUCUCUGCUCCUUCUCUUUCUCUUUCACUUCUCUCCUCAAUCCGUACGCUCAGAUUCUUCCCUUUGUUCCCCGCCGCCGAUGCCACACGCUUUACCCUCCUCCUCUUCACCCUCUCCCUCUCCCUCACCAUCAAUCACUUUCUCUUUCUCUUCUCUCCACACGAUCUGAAUACCACACCUUCCUCUUUCCUUUCAAAAUGGUGCUGGAAUUACUUUCCUCCAACACCUCUUGUCUUCCUCUCGACCUUCUCGUUCUCGAUGUAGUUAUGGCUUCCUUCAAUGGUCUUCUUGCUUUCGUCGCCUUCUCUCAGCUCAUCAGAAUUCACAUGCGGAGUCAACAAGAUGGAUGGACACGUCAAAAAGCACUCCAUCUGAUGAUAGGCUCAUCUAACUUGGGCUAUAUGAUCUAUUUCAUAUUUGCACUAGUUACUAUUAUUCAGCUCUGGCACUGCUGGUCUCAUGUGUUUGCAUUUGUCCUCAUGGCCUUCCCUAAAAUAUUAUUUCUUGCUGCUUUUCUCCUACUUCUGUCUUUCUGGGUCGACCUUUGCCACCAGGCAAAUGACGAAGAGGAUGACGAUGAUGAUGAAGAAAAUAACAUUCGACAGACCUUGUUAGAAAAUUCAAAAAAUAAACCUGGUUCAUCAAAUGUAGAUGGGCAUCGAAGAUGUUGUGGGUUUCCUGCUAUUCACCUUGGAAGUAGGCAAAAAAUUGUAAUUGUGGUUGUCAUGCUGGUAUUUUUACUCAUGGUCGCAGUUUCUAUUUUGAUCUGGAUUGGGGCAGGAAAAAAUCCUAUUGAUUCUACAGCUGUUGCCAGGGUGUAUGAAGACUUUCUUGCUAUUACAGUCCUCCUAUCAGGAGGAGCCCUAGGCUUCUAUGGAUUUAUGUUAUUUUACAGAUUGAAAAAAGUUCGUUCUGAGGAAGCUUCUUCAGAGAUGAAGAAGGUUGGUGGUCUAGCAGUUGUCUGUGUUGUAUGUUUUACAUCAAGUGCUUUGGUAGAUCUUCUUACGGAUAUUCCUCUUUCUUAUAAUUGGCGCUUCAAGAGAACAAAUGGAGUAGAGGCAUCGGUCAUUUUAAGUUUGUACUUCUGCAUGGGUUCUUUGAUUCCAUCAGCGUUUUUAUUGUGGAUUAUGAGAGAGUUGCCACCUCCUAAGAAAGUUCAAAGACAAGAAGAAUCGAGAGCAAUUGCAUUUAUAAGCCAUGGGGCAGCUGAUGCAAAUCCUCAGGGUUGGACUGCUGUAGCUCGUUCAAAGAAUCAGGGGUCGAGAGCAAGUCCGAUAUAAUGAAACAUGUAAGGACGCGAUUGAGUGAAAAAUUAUGAGCAGAGAUACAAAGUCUAACUUACGGGAUGAAAGAUGAGAGGUUUGACCAAGAGCUGUGACGCCUGUAUAUUUCAACAAAAGUUGAUGACUAACAUCACAUGUCAGAGUAAUCAAAGAAAUGCAGCCGCACAUAUAUAUAUAUACAUAUCUAUAUAUAUAUAUCGAGGUUUUUUUUUUUUUUCUUUCUUUUUUAAUUUCUUUAAAUUUAUUUUCCUUUGCCCUCCCCCUUCUUCUGCACAUAGUAGCCAAGGAUUGAUCGCUUUCUUUGAUUUUGGGGGGAAAAUGUUGUACAAUUUUUGCUUCCAUAGAAGCUUGAAAGUUUUGCAGAUUAUGUUGUAAAAUCACCCUUGUGUACUCAAACUAGUUGUUCUCAUGGAAACUGAUAUUACAAUGGUUAAGUUAUAAGGGUCACCGGUAACUACCAUUUUCUAAUUUAUGAAUGCCGAUCAAGUCUCUCUACAUGAAAA
This is a messenger RNA of Cucumis sativus (cucumber), 1870 nucleotides long. Its product is annotated as tobamovirus multiplication protein 1. Lineage: Eukaryota; Viridiplantae; Streptophyta; Magnoliopsida; Cucurbitales; Cucurbitaceae. The record is from RefSeq and is a predicted model, not a curated record. The transcript is spliced from 13 exons. The coding region runs from base 282 to 1364 and encodes 360 amino acids.